This is a messenger RNA of Akanthomyces muscarius, 576 nucleotides long. RefSeq lists its product as uncharacterized. NCBI's taxonomy places the organism in Eukaryota, Fungi, Ascomycota, Sordariomycetes, Hypocreales, Cordycipitaceae. Gene Ontology annotation, cellular component: TRAPP complex; cis-Golgi network membrane; cytosol. The record is from RefSeq and is a predicted model, not a curated record. The transcript is spliced from 6 exons. Gene Ontology annotation, biological process: endoplasmic reticulum to Golgi vesicle-mediated transport; intra-Golgi vesicle-mediated transport. Bases 1 to 576 code for a protein of 191 amino acids.
AUGGCUUCCAGCAAAGCCUCUCGCAUUGGCGAGGAGAUCUGGAAGACUCGAAUUGAUAAAGUCAACGCCGAACUCGUGACCCUUACAUACGGUACAGUGGUCGCGCAACUAUGCAGAGACUUUGAUGGCGACUAUGCGGAAGUAAAUAAGCAACUGGACAAGAUGGGGUACAACAUUGGCCUGCGACUGAUCGAGGACUACCUCGCCAAAUCUAAUACCAUGAAGCGCUGUGCCAACUUCCGCGAGACGGCAGACAUGAUCUCUCGGGUUGGGUUCAAAAUCUUCUUGAACAUUACGCCGCAAGUAACGAAUUGGACGACGGACAAUAAGCAAUUCUCGUUGGUGUUCGACGAAAACCCCUUUGCUGAUUUUGUCGAGCUACCCGAUGAUGGCCGUGCCCAGGACGAGUUAUGCCUGUGCAAGGUAUAUCCGGAACCAAAUCCCAUUAUGAGAGAACACUGCGACUUGACGGGCUCUUACAUGAGCGGAGGUCAAUAUGGCUCGGGCAUUAUAGCAAAUAUACUAGCACCCGCAGUGGCCAGGAUUCCAGCAGCAGAACACCAGUCCGCGUCGUAG